AGAAAGUCAAACUUCGUUUUUUUGGGGAUAUCGUGGUUGGGAGGGUUGGUCGUUCAUAUAACAAGGCUUCGACCUGCUGUCCCUUGUAGAUCUGUCGAGACAGCUUCUUCAACUAUACCAUAUAUCGUCUGCUUGCGACAGAGAUCAUUGAACUUGCCUCUGAUCGAACCCAUCGUCGCAAACAUGGCCUUCAGCAUAGCAACCCUCUGGACGGCGCCCGCCAUCAACCCCAUCAACAAAAAAGCCCGCUCAAUCCCCUUCUUCAACCCCAUCAACGAAUACGGCCGGGUCUUCUUCUUCUCCUGGUUCGGUUUCCUGCUCGCCUUCUGGUCCUGGUACGCCUUCCCCCCUCUCCUCCACGACAUCAUCGCCAAAGACAUCCACCUCACCCCAAUCCAAGUCGCCAACUCCAACAUCGUCGCCCUAACCGCAACCCUCUGCGUCCGACUCAUCGCCGGCCCCGCCUGCGACCGCUUCGGUCCCCGCAAGACGUUCGCCGGCUGUCUCCUCAUCGGCGUGAUUCCCACUUUCCUCUCCGGAACAGUCUACAACGUCAACCAGCUCUACGCAUGCCGUUUCUUCAUCGGGAUUCUCGGGGGUAGUUUCGUGCCUUGUCAAGUCUGGACGACGGGGUUCUUCGAUAAGAAUGUCAUCGGUACGGCGAACUCGCUGACUGCGGGACUGGGGAAUGCGGGUGGGGGGAUCACGUACUUUGUCAUGCCGGCGAUUUUCAAUAGUCUGGUGAAGGAUCAAGGGCUCACAGCGCACGUCGCAUGGCGGGUGACGUUCGUCGUUCCGGGCAUCAUCAUCGCCGCUGUCGCUCUGGCACUCCUCCUCUUGUGUCAAGACACUCCAACCGGGAAAUGGUCAGACCGCCACCAAAUCGUCGAGAGCAGUAGUCUCCGGCAACACGGCCUGCAAGGCGCCAUCGUCGACAUCCCCGGCUCCGUGAGCGAGGAGAAAGAGAAAGACCAACGCCCCGCCUCCUCCUCCGCCUCCUCAUCCAAAGUCCUGGACGAAGAGGAAAAGAAACUCGACGCAACACGGGGUCCCACGUUCGCCGACAACGAAGCCCAACUGGGAUCGGCGCAGAUGCUCGACACGGCGCGAGGCGAAGUCAUCCAAAAACCCUCUUUCACCACGAUCCUGAAACUCUCGAUUUCCCCACAAGUCCUCGUCCUCGGGAUCGCGUACUUUUGCUCCUUCGGCGCGGAAUUGUCGGUCAACAGCGUGCUGGGCUCAUACUAUCAGAAACAAUUCCCGAACUUGCCCAAAGAGACGGCGAGUAAUUGGGCGGCGAUGUUUGGACUGAUGAAUGUGGUGUUUCGACCGCUGGGGGGUGUGGUCUCGGAUUUGGCGUACAAGUAUUCAGGAGAGAAUGUUUGGGCGAAGAAGGCGCUGUUGCAUGGAUACUGUUUGAUUACGGGGGGGUUCUUGGUGGUUAUUGGGAUGGUUGACUCGCACGGCGUUGGGCAGCUGGUUGCGCUGGUUGGGGUUGGGAUGGCGUUUUUUCUGGAGGGUGCGAAUGGGGUCAACUUUGCGGUGGUGCCGCAUGUGCAUCCUCAUGCUAAUGGUGUGGUUUCGGGAUUUGUUGGAGCGUGUGGGAAUCUGGGCGGGAUUGUGUUUGCGGUUGUUUUCCGCAAUUUGUUGACAAUGGACGAGGACAGAUGA
This is a messenger RNA of Zymoseptoria tritici IPO323, 1671 nucleotides long. RefSeq lists its product as uncharacterized. Gene Ontology annotation, cellular component: membrane. NCBI's taxonomy places the organism in Eukaryota, Fungi, Ascomycota, Dothideomycetes, Mycosphaerellales, Mycosphaerellaceae. Gene Ontology annotation, biological process: nitrate transmembrane transport; nitrite transport. Gene Ontology annotation, molecular function: nitrite transmembrane transporter activity; nitrate transmembrane transporter activity. The record is from RefSeq and is a predicted model, not a curated record. Bases 184 to 1671 code for a protein of 495 amino acids. The transcript is spliced from 4 exons.